This is a messenger RNA of Staurois parvus, 304 nucleotides long. The record is from the annotation of a GenBank genome assembly. Lineage: Eukaryota; Metazoa; Chordata; Amphibia; Anura; Ranidae.
UCAUUGUUUACUACUUGUGAGAGAUCACAUGGCACAAAGCUAUUCACAACAGCCUUGUACCAUGUGACAAGCUGUGACCAAUCACAGCUCUUCAGAGUAAUUCUCAAUGGCUGCAGGAGGGAUCUCUGUGUGAGGUCCUGAUCAUGUGAUCACUGAUUGGCCAAUCAGUGAUCACAUGAAUAUUAGUAAGCAAGAUGUCACUUCCUAACAUCAUUGCUUACUACUAGUGAAAUCUGUGAAGGAUCACAGAGGUCACAUGGUACAAGCUAUUCACAACAGCCUUGUACCAUGUGACAAGCUGUGG